Molecule: messenger RNA, 1107 nt
Organism: Fimicolochytrium jonesii
Lineage: Eukaryota; Fungi; Chytridiomycota; Chytridiomycetes; Spizellomycetales; Powellomycetaceae
Exons: 4
Coding region: 252-947 (231 amino acids)
Biological process (GO): import into nucleus
Cellular component (GO): cytoplasm
Source: RefSeq, a predicted model, not a curated record
GGUGGGAUACGAUGCGGCAGGGACAUUAUGCUGUAGUGGCGUGGAGACAACGCACUGGCGGCCGACCGCUUGCGAUGGCACGAGGCUGGGUGCGUUCGGAGUGGGGGUUCCUGCGGGAUGGCGGAGAAGCGGGAACGUCCGCGGCGUCCGUCGUCAUGGUCUCGCGUUAGUUCGACCUUCCAUAAAAGCCUCGUUUGCCCCCCUGGUUCCCCCCCCAAACCAAACCAUUAGCACCGAAACCGAAAUCAACAAUGGCAACCGACAGCAAACAAGCCUGCCUCAUCAUGGGCGCCACAGGCGCGGUCGGCAAAACCCUCCUCCGCGAGAUCAUGCAACAGAACAAGUACGACAAAGUGACCCUCCUCGUGCGGCGCUCGGCGAACUACGAUGGCCCGAAUAAGGAGAAGGUCGUGGAAAGGAUUGUGGAUUUCGAGAAGCUGGAUGAGGAGGUGUUCAGGGGGCAUGCCACGUUCUUCUGCACGUUCGGCACGACGAAAGCCCAGGCCGGGUCUGCCGAAGCGUUUGAGCGGAUCGAUAAGGGAUACGUCCUCACCGCAGCAACCCUCUUCAAAACCGCCAACCCAACCACCCCGCUCCACUUCCUCUACGUCUCCUCCAGCGGGAUCGAAAGGGCCGCGUGGUUCCUGUACCCGCGCACCAAACUCGCCAUCGAGCGCGGCCUCAAAGACCUCCAGUUCGCCCAGUGCAGCAUCUUCCGCCCGGCGUUCCUGGUUACCGAGCAGAAUCGCGAGGGCAGAAUGGCGGAUAAUCUGUUGAGGCCCGUGUUGGGGGGUUGGCUGGGGAGGGUGACGGGAAGCGCGACCCCUGUGGGAGCGGUGGCGAAGGCGAUGAUCAGGGCCGCAAGAGGGGAUGUGCCGGCCGGUGUGCCGGUGAAGGCGGAGGGAGGGUUUAGAAUUUUUGAGAAUCCGGAGAUUUUGGCGUUAUGAAUGUGAGAGUGCGGUGAUCAGGCGUAGCGAGAAUAGGAGUCGAUGACGAGUACUACGUACUGUACUCUCAUAAUGAAGUGCCCAUAUCGGACGAGAUCCCCAAUUGAGAGCCAGUUCACCAAAGUUUUCUUCGCCUUGCAAACAACAUUUAUUGGGUAGU